Paramecium pentaurelia is the source of this 1942-nucleotide messenger RNA. Lineage: Eukaryota; Ciliophora; Oligohymenophorea; Peniculida; Parameciidae. The record is from the annotation of a GenBank genome assembly.
AUGAUGAAAAGUGUUUUACAAACUCAUUCUUUGAGAUAAAUUGUAGGUUAACUUCUAGAUAAUUGCUAUGAAGUUUUAAGAGCCUUUUUGGAAUAAGCCAUUCAACAUGAUGAAGUUUCUUAAGAAAACAUCAUUUAAAUUAAUAAAGAUUUGAUGGGUGCAAUAUCCUUCUAUAUUAGCAAUUAUGAAUUCAUUUAGGGUAUUUAUCAAUUCUAUGGUGAUAUAAAGAGUAAACUCAUAGCAAUUCUAAAUUUUUGAGAAAUUUACUAUUCGAAGUGAAACAUUAUAGGAAUAAUUGGGCUCAUUCUAAAGAUUUUACUAUUCGAGAAGUUCAUAGGUUUAUAAAACAAAAGAUUAUUUAGAAUAGCUGAUACUAUUUUGAUGAUGUUUGAUGAAUUUAGUUUGAAUAUUACUAAUGAAGUGUAUUUGAUAGUGAAUUAAAUAAGAAUGGAGUCUAUUUAAAUGAUGAGUUUAUAAUUACAAUAAUCAUAAAAAUAUUGAAAUUAUAUUAUAUUUAUGUAGCCUAAUCAAAAUUAAGCUCCGAUUACAGGAUCCGUUGAGAUUAUUAAAGGUAAAUAACUCUCUUGUAUCUUUAGAUAAACUCUAUUGGAUUUCUGAUAGAUAAGCACCCAGAAAUUAGCCAAAUGCAUUCUAUUUUUGCAUUGAUCAGGUAUUAGAUAAAAUCUAAUUUGUUUUCAGGAUCUUGUGUAUGAGCCCUUUUUUGCAGAUUUUGGUCCAUUAAAUUUAGGUCAUACUUACAGAUUUGUGACAGAAUUAGAGAAAUUACUUGGUGAUAAGACAUAUUAAUAAUAUGCUAUUUAUCAUUAUACAAGUUUGGAUAGUGCUAAAAGAGCAAAUGCUGCCUAUUUGAUGGGAGCAUUUUAAGUGAUAAUCUUGAAAAUGAGUGCAGAUGAUGCAUGGAAACCAUUCCAAUCUGUAAAACCUGCAUUCUAAGAUUUUAGAGAUGCAAGUUAUGGAUAAUGUACUUAUAAAUGCACGGUAUGUUUAUUUAAAUAUUAAUUUAGAUUUUACAUUGUUUAAGAGGUUUAGAAUAUGCAAUAAAGUUGAAAUGGUUUGAUGUUAGAAAAUUCAAUCUUAGAGAUUAUGAAUUUUAUGAAAGAGUAGAAAAUGGAGAUUUAAAUUGGAUUGUUCCUAAUAAAUUUAUAGCUUUCUCAGGACCAUCUGCAACAUAAAAAGAUGCUGAUGGAGUAAGUAAUCAAUCUCUAAUUAGAAUCGUACAUUCACUCCUGAAGAAUAUGUACCAAUCUUCAAAUAAUUUGGUGUGACUUGUGUAGUUAGAUUGAAUAAAAAAGCUUAUGAAGAAUAAAGAUUUAUAAAAAAUGGCAUAAAACAUGAAGAAAUAUACUUUCUAGAUGGUUCAGUUCCAGGAGAUGAUAAGAUUUUAAGAUUCCUUGAAAUUGCUGAAAAAGAGAAUGUGGUGGCUGUACAUUGUAAAGCAGGAUUAGGUAGAACAGGAACAUUGAUAGCAGCAUAUGUGAUGAAACAUUAUAGGUAAAUAAUUUAUUAGAAAAUAUAUAAUAGAUUUCCUGCUCCAGAUUUUAUAGGUUGGAUCCGUAUUUGUAGACCUGGAAGUAUUUUGGGACCAUAACAAAUCUUCUUAUUAGUAAUUUAUUAAUAUUUAUAUUAAUAUAGCAAAAACAAAAUUGGUUAAUCAGUUUAGGAAAAGAUUCUCCUAUAUGGAAUUAAGUUAAAUAGAUUGCAGCUGAAGUCAAUAUAGAAAAGAGAUUAAAAGAUUUACAAUUAGGACCUAUGAGUGAGGGUACAAUAUUUAAUAUAUAUAAAUUUAGCUGAUAGGAACAAGGCAGAAAAAGGUGAUUAAGAUUAGGCUUAAACAUUGAAUAAAGCAAAAAUAAUGAAGUAAUUUAAUAUAUAGCUAAAUAUUUUAGUUAAACAUCAAAUUCCCCUGGUUUAAAAAAAUGAA